AUGUCAGAGAAAGAUUACUUGUUAGAAGAAGUAACACCUAACAAGCCUUCUUUCACUCGUUUAUUAUCCAACCCCUUCCAAUGUUUACCAUCAUUCAAAUCUACUGAGUCAACUUACGAUUAUUCUGAUGAUGAUGUAUUUGAACCACUUCCUUAUACUUCAUCCAGCAAAUCCACAAUUCAGAGCCAUUUGACUAAUAAUGAUAAACUUUCCCAUUUAAGACACCAAAUGAGACAAAGAGGUAUUGCAGUAUACAUUAUUCCUAGUGAAGAUGAACAUCAAAGUGAAUAUACCGCUACUGCCGAUAAACGUAGAGAAUUCACAUCUGAAUUUACAGGUUCAGCCGGUAUUGCUAUAGUUACUUUAGAUGAUGAGUUUAAUGGGGAACAACGUUUAAGUACUGAUGGUAGAUACUUCUUACAAGCAGAGGAACAAUUACCUAAUACUUGGGGGCUUUUGAAACAAGGAAUGGCUGGAUAUCCUAAAUGGACUUCUUGGUGUAUUGAAAAGGCUACCACUUCUAAAUUCUCCAAAGUCAUUUCUGUAGAUUCCAGGUUGAUCAGUUUGGAUACUGGGGAAUUCUUUCAAAAGGCCAGUAAGAUCAAUGGAUUUGAAUUCAAACCACAAUUGGAAAACUUGGUCGAUGCUGUUUGGGAUAAUCGUCCUAUGAGAUCCUUAGACCUUAUCUACCAAUAUGAAAUGAAAUUUGCUGGAGAAUCUACAAAUGACAAACUCGUCAGAGUAAGAAAGGAAAUGGCCAAAUUAGGUGGAGAAUAUCUUGUCAUCACUGCCUUAGAUGAUAUAGCCUGGUUAUUAAAUUUGAGAGCUGAUACAGAUAUAGACUUUGCACCAGUAUUUUUCAGUUACGUAUUAAUAACUCCUGAUACUGUAAGAUUUUACGUUGACUAUCGGAAAUUGCAUUACCCAAGUAUCCAAUACUUACAAACCAUUGAAGGAUUGGAGAUCAAGAAAUACACUGACUUCUAUUCUGAUUUGGGUUUACUUAAAUGUACUGUUGAACAUCCUAUCGGUAAAAUAAUCUUACCCACCAAAUCUUCUGCCACCUAUGCUUUGUAUGAAGCUAUUCCUGAAUCCAUUGUUAAGCGAACUAUUAUUUUCCAUUCAAUUGUUUCUUACCUCAAAGUAUAUAAGAAUCCAACCGAAUUGUUCAACUACAAGAUAGCUCAGUAUAAGGAUUCAUUAGCUUUCAUUAUCUUUUCAGCAUGGUUAGAAGAUCAACUUUUGAAGGGGAAGAAAAUCAAUGAAUUUCAAGCUGCGUGUAAGAUUCAUGGAAUUAGAGGUAAAUUUCCAAAUUUUAAAGGAGAAUCUUAUGAAACCAUAUCAUCUACUGGGGCUAAUGGUGCCAUCAUUCAUUAUGCUCCAUCAGAAGAUCAAAAUCUGAUUAUUGAUCCUAAGAAAAUUUAUUUGAUAGAUAGUGGUGCACAAUAUCUUGAAGGUACCACCGAUAUUACAAGAACUUAUAUGUUUGGAGAUGCUAGUAAAGAAGAUAAGAAAUUCUAUACUUUAGUGUUGAAAGGACAUUUAGCCGUAUCAAUGGCCAAAUUCCCAGCUAACUCAUCAUUAUCUGGAGCCAUUUUAGAUUCUUAUUCUCGUCAACCUUUAUGGAAUGAAGGUUUAGAUUUCAAUCAUGGAUCUGGUCAUGGUGUAGGUGCUUUUGGACUUGUUCAUGAAUCACCCUUAUACUUCCUGACCACUGCUGGUGGUUCUUCUACUGAACCUUUAUUUAAACCUGGAGCUAUUAUUACUAUUGAACCGGGUUAUUAUGUUGCAGGAGAAAAAGGAUUCAGAGUUGAAAGUGAACUUGAAAUCAUUAAAACUGAUAGCAAAACCCGUAAUGGUGAAGAUUUCUUAGGUUUCGGAUAUUUAACCAAAGUACCUUUCUGUAGGAAAUUGAUUGAUAAAUCAUAUCUUGAUUCAACGGAAAUCAAUUGGAUCAAUGAAUUCUAUAAAUCCAUCCGUUCAGAUUUUGGUGAUAAGUUAUCAGAAAUGGAUAAGAGAGCUUAUGAUUGGUUAAUGAAAGAAACAAAACCUUUAUAA
This is a messenger RNA of Yamadazyma jaroonii, 2058 nucleotides long. The record is from the annotation of a GenBank genome assembly. Lineage: Eukaryota; Fungi; Ascomycota; Pichiomycetes; Serinales; Debaryomycetaceae.